AUCUGAGAAGUCACCACAGCCCAGAUCACCAGUUACCUCCGCUGUGCACAGCAGACCCAGCAGCUGCCUGGGCAUGGACAGUGUGGGCACCGUGGUGCUGUUCCUGCUGCUGGCCGGCAUCUACCUGCUCCUGUCCUUUGGUUUUCGCAGCAAGGGCCGGCUGCCCCCUGGCCCCAGGCCUCUCCCCAUUCUGGGGAACCUGCUGCAGCUCCGCUCCCAAGAUUUGCUGACCUCACUCACCAAGCUGAGCAAGGAAUAUGGCUCCAUGUACACCGGGUACCUGGGGCCCAGGAAAGUCGUGGUACUCAGCGGUUACCAAACAGUGAAGGAGGCGCUGGUGGACCAGGGGGAGGAGUUCAGUGGCCGUGGAGAUUACCCAGUGUUUUUCAACUUUACUAAGGGCAAUGGCAUCGCUUUCUCCAAUGGAGAACGGUGGAAGGCCCUGAGAAGGUUCUCUGUCCAGAUACUACGGAACUUUGGGAUGGGAAAGAGAAGCAUGGAGGAGUGGAUCCUGAGGAAAGCAGCUUCCUGUUGGAGUCCCUGCAGAAUACACAAGGUCGGGGUGGGGGGGGGUCCUUAGUGAAUACAGUCUGCACCCCUAACUCA
Messenger RNA from Dipodomys spectabilis (banner-tailed kangaroo rat), 606 nucleotides. Its product is annotated as cytochrome P450 2F5-like. Lineage: Eukaryota; Metazoa; Chordata; Mammalia; Rodentia; Heteromyidae. Gene Ontology annotation, molecular function: heme binding; iron ion binding; oxygen binding. Gene Ontology annotation, biological process: xenobiotic metabolic process. The coding region runs from base 74 to 580 and encodes 168 amino acids. Gene Ontology annotation, cellular component: cytoplasm; intracellular membrane-bounded organelle. The record is from RefSeq and is a predicted model, not a curated record. The transcript is spliced from 4 exons.